Psylliodes chrysocephalus is the source of this 544-nucleotide messenger RNA. Lineage: Eukaryota; Metazoa; Arthropoda; Insecta; Coleoptera; Chrysomelidae. The record is from the annotation of a GenBank genome assembly.
AAUAUUGUUAAGUUCAAGAACUUCAAAAAUAAGGAAAAGGUCCCUUUUAGUGUGUAUGAAGAUCUGGAAAGCGCGUUAAGACGUACCAAUGACCCCAAGAAGCCUCGGCAACACGUUUCAGCUGCUGUUGGAUACUAUUUAAAGUGCAGCUAUGAUGACUCCUUGUCGUUCUAUCGAGCUUAUCGAGGUGUUGACUGUAUGCAGUUUUUUUGCUGAUGAGAUGGCACAGCUAGCAGAAGAUAUGGCUACUGUGUUUUGGUGUCCUUAUGAUAUUCACAUGACGCCUUCUCAGGAAGAUGAGUUUCAAAAAGCCACUCAUUGUCAUAUAUGCGAGGAACCAUUCACAACUGAAGAUAAAAAAGUGCGCGAUCAUUUUCAUUUAAUCCCCGAACACAACUAUAGGGGUCCCGCCCACGAAGGGUAUAUUGCCACACGAAUGAAAGAAACUAUCGAUUUGCUGCCUAUCACCAAGGAAAAGUACAUCUCCUUUACUAAACAUAUUGAUGAGUAUCCCAUCCAAUUCCGUUUUAUUGAUAGUUACUGA